AUGGCCGAUCGCUUCCCUUCCUUGGAGGACUUCUCUGAGGGCCAGACUGAGGUUCAGGAGGGCCAGGGUGCCGACCACGAUGAUUUCCUGGCCCGUGAGCGUGCUGCGCUCGGUGAAGACGCCGAACAAUUCGCGACCGCUCAAGACCACGUCGCCGGCGACGCGAAUGUAGAUACCGGGGAUGACCUGCUGGGCGGACAAGAUGCCGGACCGACAGAGGAGAUGGGCCAGUUUGAAUCUUCAUUCCCGUCAAUGGAGACACAGGCGCAGAAUGAGCGAGUGGCCCCUGGUGGUACUAUCACUGGAUCUGGGUCGCCUUUCCCUCCCUCCGGCUACCAAAACGUGCAGGAGCCCGAAGAAGAGACCCAGCCCAUCAGAGAAUGGCGUGAGAAGCGCGACUCCGAAAUCGCCCGCCGCGCAGAGGUCUCGAACGAGAAGAAAGAAUCCACCACCAAGAAGGCCCACGAGGACAUCGACGACUUCUACGUUUCCUACAACAACAAGGCCGACAAGGCGCGCGCGCAGACCCGCUCCGAGGCCGAGCAGUUCAUGGCCAACCGCGAGGAUACCUCUGCCGGUGGUACCAGCUGGGAGCGCAUCGCCAAGCUGGUGGAUGUGUCGGGCAAGGGCUCCACGGGUGGUGGCAGUGGUUCUGGCAAGGAGCGAUUCCGUGAAUUGUUGAUCAGUCUCCGGAAAGAUGAGAGUGCUCCCGGUGCCACUGGAAUUUAG
Molecule: messenger RNA, 729 nt
Organism: Penicillium riverlandense
Lineage: Eukaryota; Fungi; Ascomycota; Eurotiomycetes; Eurotiales; Aspergillaceae
Product: clathrin light chain CLC1
Exons: 4
Coding region: 1-729 (242 amino acids)
Biological process (GO): intracellular protein transport; clathrin coat assembly; clathrin-dependent endocytosis
Cellular component (GO): clathrin coat of trans-Golgi network vesicle; clathrin coat of coated pit; plasma membrane
Molecular function (GO): structural molecule activity; clathrin heavy chain binding
Source: RefSeq, a predicted model, not a curated record